Vavraia culicis subsp. floridensis is the source of this 312-nucleotide messenger RNA. RefSeq lists its product as uncharacterized. The record is from RefSeq and is a predicted model, not a curated record. NCBI's taxonomy places the organism in Eukaryota, Fungi, Microsporidia, Pleistophoridae. Bases 1 to 312 code for a protein of 103 amino acids. The transcript has a single exon.
AUGUGCAACUGCUUGAUCUGUGGCCUUUCGACGAAGGUGAAAUCCAGAAAAAAUGAAAAUGCCGUAAAAGACGUGUACUGCCCGUACUGCUGCAACACUGUCAACUCUGCCGAUAUUGUGCACAAGUACUACUUCACAUUCUUUUUUAUACCGCUAUGCCCCGUAAAGACAGCGAUGACGUACACGGGCUGUGAGGUGUGCAAGGGCAAAUUUAGCGAUGGGCGGGUGAGAAUAUGCCAGAAUUGCAGGAAUGUCAUUUUGAACGAUUAUAGAUACUGUGGACGAUGCGGAGACGCGGUUGGUUAUCUGUAA